Messenger RNA from Hypoxylon fragiforme, 1791 nucleotides. RefSeq names its product PQ-loop-domain-containing protein. Gene Ontology annotation, biological process: basic amino acid transmembrane export from vacuole. NCBI's taxonomy places the organism in Eukaryota, Fungi, Ascomycota, Sordariomycetes, Xylariales, Hypoxylaceae. Gene Ontology annotation, cellular component: fungal-type vacuole membrane. The transcript is spliced from 2 exons. The record is from RefSeq and is a predicted model, not a curated record. The coding region runs from base 420 to 1484 and encodes 354 amino acids.
GUAACCUUGGAAACCUUUUUUUUUUUUUUUUUUGCCUAGGUACAAGUACAUUGGGUACACUAGGCACAUAUUUUAUGUUUCAAGGCGGCGCCAGACCAAAACAUCUUUCCGUGUUACAUCAUCUCUUUAAAUUUUCCUUUUCCUUUCGCGAUCAUUUCAUUUUUUCUUAACACGGGUUGUAUAUGUUAAGGACAAAGAUAUCGUCUACUAUUUUCCAUUUGAGAUCGGGUCUUUACUAAAUAACUAAAUAUACAAGUCUUUUAUUUUACAUAUCUAUUUCAUAUACUUUCAUAUACUCGAGGUACCUACCUACCUAGGUAACCACCAUCUUGAGACACAGUGAACAAUCCAAGUUACGAGGUUUCUUGGCAGCGAUCCGGUUACACCAUCACCAUUUCUCUUUGUCCACCACGUACGGGAUGGCGCCUCCCACGGGGCCUCUGAACCUCGAUGUUGAAGCCAUAUCGGGUAUCUGCGGCUCCAUCUCCAUCGCAGCUUGGGUCGUAGUCUUUUCUCCCCAGAUCGUGGAGAAUUUUCGACGAGGCUCCGCCAAUGGUCUAUCGGUUCCCUUUAUCAUCCUCUGGCUCCUUGGUGAUGUCUUCAACAUACUCGGCGCCGUUCUCCAGGGGGUCCUACCGACAAUGCUUAUCCUAGCCAUCUACUACACCAUAGCCGACUUCGUAUUGUUAGCUCAAUGCUUCUACUAUAAGGGCUUCACCUGGAAGGACGAAAUCCCACAAACCAAGCCAAAACCGCAGAAUGGCCUCGCUGUCGGCGAGCCCACUGAGAGAACUGGGCUGUUGAACGGUCAUCUGGAAGAAAGGGAAAGGAGGGGUAGUGGAUGGUCUCACUUGAGUCCCGCCGUGCCAUUAGUGUCCGAGCCACCCGCUACACCUCCACCCACGCCAACAAGGUUGCAAGCGGUAGUCUGGAAUUCAGUAGCUGUCUUCAUGGUAUGCGCGGCUGGUAUAAUUGGCUGGUUCCUUAGUCGACAGUACUCAGACGGCCAUUCCACCUCGCCUGCCGACGAAGGUAUUCCUUCAUUCGACGUCUGGGGUCAAAUAUUCGGCUGGUUUUGCGCUGCUCUUUACCUAGGAUCACGCCUUCCUCAACUGCUGCUUAAUUGGCGUCGCAAGUCGACCGAAGGCGUUAGCAUACUAUUUUUCCUAUUCGCCUGCUUAGGAAAUCUCACAUACGUGCUUUCCAUAUUUGCCUAUGAGCCUCACUGUGUGGGAGACCGAUGUGAGCCCGGCGAGGCAGCGAAAAUCUAUGGAAGGUACAUACUUGUCAACGCAUCGUGGUUGGCUGGUAGUCUAGGGACCUUGUUCCUGGACCUGGGCAUAUUCGCCCAGUUCUUCAUCUACAGCGGGGACGAGUCAACGGUUGUAGAUGUUGAAGCCAUCGAAGAGGGGUACUCUAGUGACGAAGAACAGCGACUUGACGACCGACCACUCCUACAACGGUCUAGCUCAGGUCUUCCUUAGAAGAAGGACAUGGCUGUCCUCGACUCCUCGUACUAACUAACACCUGCAUACCUUGGAGAUUUCAAAAGGAGUUUGGAUCGGAAAGGAAAAGGCUAUGGGAGUUAGAACUCGAGCAUACAAACUACAUUUCCUCUGUAAGCAUGAUUCAUAAUUCUGUAUGGGUUGGUUGGCGGCAAAAUGGGUGCAUUGAAUAGAACAAACCACUCCUGUCUUAAGCGAUUAAAAGGGGAGCUUGAUAUGUAAUACAUUACUUUACAAAUAUACGUGAUAAUCUAGCUCAAUACUUAUUCGCUGUUUACUAGUAAAA